Messenger RNA from Fonticula alba, 5993 nucleotides. RefSeq lists its product as hypothetical. The transcript has 7 exons. Gene Ontology annotation, biological process: double-strand break repair via homologous recombination; error-prone translesion synthesis. Gene Ontology annotation, molecular function: DNA-directed DNA polymerase activity. NCBI's taxonomy places the organism in Eukaryota, Rotosphaerida, Fonticulaceae. Gene Ontology annotation, cellular component: zeta DNA polymerase complex; nucleus. The record is from RefSeq and is a predicted model, not a curated record. The coding region runs from base 158 to 5758 and encodes 1866 amino acids.
CAGCCUCCCUGUGGAGUCGGCCUUCUCGCCACGAGCCGGCCGGCCAAGUGUCCUGUCCCCCGCCUCGGGCAGCGGCCAGCCCUCGACCUCGCCCCAGUCUUCGCCCUCGCAGUCCCCGCAGCCGCACUCCUCCUUCGCGUCGAACCAUGUGUGCUAUAUGCAUUCCUUCUCGCAGUCGGCCGACCAGUCGACCGAGGACGACACCUCGACCGACGCCAAACCCAUCAUCCCCUCGCCCUGCGGCGUGUCCUUCCCUUCGUCCUUCGAGCUUUUUCGCCAUAUGACGCUCCAGCACGACAUUUUCCAGCGCGGUCGCGGUGUCAAGGUCUGCUAUUGGGUCGAGCCCUCGUCCGGGCUAUUGUGCAAUGAGAGCUUCGACUCCUUCUACAAGUACGAGUCUCACAUGGUCCGGCACCACCACUACAAGCGUUACCAGUGCAAUGCCUGUGGUGCGCGCGUCAGCCGUCGCCAGGCCCUGCUCAUGCACUUCCGCAAGAAGAACCAUCACGGCUCCUGGACCGACCCGGGCCAGGUGACCGACCUGGCCCUUGUGUCCGGUGACACGGCCCUGGCCAAUGUCAUCGGCAGUGGUGCCUCCACCACCUCCUCGGCCGCGGCUUCCUCCUCGGCGUCCUCCGGCGCCGGCGCCGGCGGCAACCUUGGUUCCUCCGGCACCGCGGCCUUCACGCCUCCGCGCUACCCUGGCGCCAUGAAGGCCAACCGGAUGAUGUCCGCUGCGGCACGCUCAUCGCGCAGCAUCUCCGUCCCGGUUCCGCCGGGAACGCUGAGCGCCUCGAUGCCGGUCAAUCACGCGUCGGCGAUCUUUGCCUCAUUGCUGGCCUCCUCCGCACACCUCAAUGCCUCGGGGUCGGGCACUCCUCUGCAGGAUCUGCCGCAGGCGGCUGCGGCGGCGGCGGCGGCGGCUGCCGCUGCGGCCGCCACCGACUUCUCCCGAACCGGCAUCUCGCCCAUGCUCGCCCUACCUACGCAGGGAUCGCCGCUGAUGAAGAACACUUCCCAUCUCCUCGUGCGGCUCCAGCAGCAGGUUCAGAAGCAGGCUCAGCGGCAGCAGGCGCAGCAUCAGCAGGCCCAACUGCACCAGCAGAAGGUCCAGCAGCACCUUCAGGCUCAACAGCAGCGGCAACAGCAGCAGCAGCAGCAGCAGCAGCAACAGCAGCAGCAGCAGCAGUCGCAGCAGCAGCAGCAGCAGCAGCAGCAGCAGCACCAGCAGCAGCAGCAGCAGCCGCAGCAGCAGCAGCAGCAGCAGCAGCAGCAACAGCAGCAGCAGCAGCAGCAACAGCAGCAGCAGCAACUUCUAAUGCAGCAGCAGCAGCAGCUUCUCCUUCAGCAACUUGCUCAGCAGCAACAGCAACAGCAACAGCAGCAGCAACAGCAACAGCAACAGCAACAGCAGCAGCAGCAGCAGCAACAACAACAACAGCAGCAGCAGCAGCAGCUUCAGACCAGCCCGAUGGCCGGCACUGCCUUCCAUGCAUCUCCCUCCCAAUCGACCCAGCAGCAGCAGGCCCAGCUCCAGCAGCAGCUCCAGCAGCAGCUCCAGCAGCUCCAGGCCCAGCAGCUUCAGCAGCAGCUCCAGGCCCAGCAGCAGCAGCAGCUCCAAGCCCAGCAGCAGCAGCAGCUCCAAGCCCAGCAGCAGCAGCAGCAGCAGGCCCAGCUCCCGGCGUCCAAUGACCGCCACGACUCGGUUGGUCUUGGACAGCAUCUAUCGAUGGACAUCCUCUCCACCGCCUCGGCCGCCAAUGGCAAUCUGCCAUCUCUGGCCACCGUGACUCUCCCCCGGCCCGAUGUGCAUAAUUCCUUCCAGCAACAUGCCCUGUCAACCGAUCUGGGCCAGGGGACCCCCGGGGCGGCCUCGACUGGGCUUCCCGUGUCCAAGACCGGCCUGCCAACCGAGUCUAGCCCUGCAUUUGGCGGCGGAUCCUCGCACCAGGAUCUUUCUUCUUCACUCCGGGCGCUGGCCCAGGCCAUUGACAGUCACUCGGGCAAUACCACCGCCGAGCCGCUGUCGCCGCAGCUGCAGGCCACCCUUCAGGAGAUUGUGUCCGCGGCGCUUCGUCUGGGCGUGGGCGACUCCUCCUCGGCCACGGCCAAUGGCAACACAAACCUCCUGUCGAGCUUGCAGCAGCAGCAGCAGCAGCAGCAGCAGCAGGCGGUCCAGCAGCAGCUCAACGACCGUCUUCAAGCUGGAGUCCAGGCACCGGGGACCUUGCCAACGCCGGCCGCGACGGCAACUGAUCCCGCUCAGCUGCUGCCCUUUAGCCAACUUCUGCCCUCAAUGUCCGGAGGACAGCCCUUUCUAAGUCAGCCCCAGCAGCAGCAGCAGCAUGCUCUGUUGCAGCAGGCCGGGCGGGGGCAGGUCGACUCGCUGUCGGCCUUGAAGUCCGGCUUCCUGGCCAACACUCCGUCGGCCACUUUCACCAUCAACCAGGGGAGCAUCAGCUCCACCGGCACGGGCAAUGGUGUCGGUAGCGCCAGCGGCACUGGCGCCGGCAAUGGCGGUGGCAUGUCUCCCUACACGGGGUCGUCUGGGCUCCUCGGCAUGCAGGCUCCUCAGGCGGAUCCUCUGUCAGCCACCAAGAUGUCCAUCGAGUCCCUGGCCCGGGGGAUGACGACUGUCCCGCCCGGGCUCGGUCUUGCUAUGGGCCCCUCCCUGAACGUCGGCGGCCAGCAGAUCCCCCUGGACAGCAUCCAGGCGUUGCAACUUCUCCAGCAGGCUCAGCAGCAGGCUCAGCAGCAGGCUCAGCAGCAGGGCAGCCCGGCUCAGGGGGCCUCCUUCGCCGGUCCUGCCACUCGAUCGGGUGUCGAUCAUCGGCCCGGGGCCGGUGUUGUCCUGGCAGCAGGCCUCCCGGUCGAACUGUCGCCAUCGGUCCAGCCGUCCCGCAUGGUGGUGGACCCCUCGCCGGACCAGUUUUCCUUUGCCACCACCAAUGCCAGCGGCUCGGCUCCGGGCCCGGCUACAUCCGGCACCGGCGGCGGCAACAGCAACACCCCCACCAAUAUGAGCAUUCGCUCGCAGCUGUCGAGCCUCUCGAACUCCCUCAGCACCGGGACCCUGACGCCGGACAAGUUCCAGGACAUCCUCCGGACUCUGGCCCCGGCCUCGACCCCGGCCGGCACUGUCCCCACUCCAGUCGGGUCGUCGCCGGCUCCGGUGCCGGCUUUGCGCGCUGACUCCGCCGGGCCCCCGCACAUUGGCGGCCAGCUCAUGUUUGGCGCUGCUUCGACCGAUGAGUCCCCGGCUGCCGCCCCCCAGCAGCCAGGCACCUCUUCCGCCUCCCCUUCCGGGCAGAAUAUCCGCAACCUCCAGUAUUUGCUGUCGUUGAUCUCCAGCCGCGACACCGAGGACGUUGUCAUGGCGCAAAUGGACAGCCCUUCGGUCGCCACCUCCUCUGCUGGCACCGCUCCCGGCCGUGCACUUCACUCGGUCCCCGGCCUGUCAUCGACGACCAUCGACUCGCCGGCGCGCACCGAUCCCACCUCCCUGAUGACCAGCCCGACGACCAUGCUGACAAGCCCCACCGAGGGGGAGGCCGCCUCGCCGGCUCCUCCUUCGCCUCCCCCUUCCGGGCCCGGCUCUGCGACUUCCCUGGCGAUGGCGGCGUCUGGACCCGCGACUGAUGGCUUGGCGGGGCUGGCCACCGCCUCGGCUUCGGUUUCGGCUUCGGCCUCGGCCUCGGCGACGCUGGACAUGUCGGACCCGCUGCAGCUGCUGGUCAGUGGGAUUGACCAGUACAUCAAGCGCCUCCCCCCGGCGGAGGGGGCCCUCCUGGCGGCGGCCAGUGGCGCCAUCACCGGCAGCAAGGACCUGGCUGACCAGCCGCCGGGCAAGGGGGCCUCGCCCGCCGGCAAGGUGCAUUCCCUGUCCCCAUCGGCGGCGCCUGCGUCGGCCGGGCCGCCGACGCCGGACCUGCAGGCUCGCGGCCCUUCGCCCUCCAUGCAGCAGGUUGAUGCCCUUUUUCGUCGUCUCCACGGAAGCGGCCCGGGGGCAGGAUUAAUGGCGACCACCUCGACAGCGACUGAGGCCGGUUCCCCGGUGGCCUCCAGUGACCAUCGAGCUGCCUCCGGCGGCGGGGCAGCAGCCGCUCCUGGCAGCUCGGCGGCCCUCCAUUCGACCACCUCCCCGCUCGAUGGGUUUACUUUUGUCGGCGGAUCGUCGCGUGGGUUCUGCCUGACGCCGCCGCAGCUGUCGCCCCUGGCCAGCGGCGGCGGCGGCGGUGGCGGCGGCGGCAGCAGCAGCAGCAGCAGCAGCUCCGUGUCGCCCCGGUCGGGCUUCUUUGCCUCGGCGCCGGCGCCGGGCAUGCCAGCGAGUGCCACGAUCUCGGCGCCUGCCGCCUCCUGCAAUGCGCCCCUGAGUCACCGGCAGGCCAAGAUGCAGCGGCAUCUCCUGCAUCAGCAGCUUCACUCGCGUCGCCCGGUCGAACACCAGGGCGCCGCCAUGGCAGCAACCGUGGCACUCGGCCACGCGUCUCCCCCCGCCAAGGAGCUGUCCGGUUCCCUGCCGACGCCGACCCCGGCCGCCGGUGUCUCCAUGGCUGCCUCCCCGUCUCGGGCGGCGGGCAGCCUGAUGCCCGGUGCCCCGGCGCGUGAUGUCGCAGUACUUGCCGUGCCUCCGUGCCCGGGCGAGGCACCGGGCGAGGCACCGGGCAUUGCCCCGGCGGUGGUGGCUGUCAGCGCUGUUGCCACCGCCAUCGCCACCGCCACCCCUGUCGAUGGCGGCGACACCCCCGAUGUGCUGGCCGCCUGUCCAUCCGUCCUGCCGGGUGGGGCUUCUUCCGAUGCCGCUGCCUCGGUGAUCACCAGCCCGCCUCACGACGAGGAGGCCCCCGAAAGGAUGCCCACCCCCGUCGUCCCCAUCACCCGCCAUGCCGCCUCGAUUGCCACGGCUGCCGCCCCCUCAUCGCCGCGGCCGAUCGUGCGUUUCCUGCCGGCCGGCCUGCUGGCGGUCAGGUCGACCUUCUCCGGGUCCCUGCGGCCAGCCAUCCGGUCUCUUCGCAUGGUGUCCUUCCCCCUGAGGCUGCUGGCGGUCAUUCAUCUGUACUUCCUCAGACGCUUUGGCGCCUCGGUUUCCGGCUCGCUGUUGGCCGAUGGGUCCCUGGCCCUGGCCUGUACCUUGCCCUUGCCGCCGUGGGCCCAGUUUUUGGUGUUUUUCACCCUGCUCCUGGAGAGUGUCGGCUCGAUCGUCCUCUUCCUGGCUCGGGGUCGGCAUGGCAUGCCUCGUGCGGCCGUGACCUCGGCCAGCGCCCCGUCGGCGACCCGGCUGCUGGUGGCCCCCGCGGCCUCGGCCUCGGCCUCGGCCUCGGGAGCUGCUCCGUUGGUUGCCCUGCCGCCGCGGCGUCCCUCCCAGUCGUUGGCGGCCGAUCCGUCGGCAUCGUCCUCCACGAUGCUGUCGCCGGCGUCUCAGAAGCCCGCCCCGGCGCGGCUCUUCUUCUUCCCGGCCGAGAUCGUCGAAUGCCCGAUCACCCUUGCCGACAGCUUCUCCUUUCCCCUGCUGGCUCUGGACAUCUUCAUCUCCCUGCGUUUGACCACGCCGCUGACGUACAUCGUCGCCGCCGCCGAGCUCCUCUUUGAGGUGUGCAUGGCUCUCUGCCUGUACUUUGCGCAAAUCCAUCGGGUUCACCGGUCGGCCGUUGCCGCUGCUGAUACCACCACCACCACCACCACCACUACCACCACCAUCACUCCCGGGGGGAAGGCCGCCGGGGCGGGCCCCGCACCUUCCCUCCUCGCCGCCAACUAGGCAGGCAUAAACGAGUGGGUAUCUGUGUGUCUGUACAUUUCGCCCUCCCCCUCGCGCUCAUCCUCGUCCUGCUCCAUCCCCUCCCCCCUCCCCCUCUCUCACCACAGCUGCCCGGAGCAAGAGCUCCGGCACGAGAGAGGCCAUCUAAUGCCGCGCGAAUGUCCGCGUCUUUUCUUCCCCCCAUUUGAUACUUGCUUUCCUUGCAGGGGGCCAGCGGGGUAUCUCCCCCCCCCCC